Amoebophrya sp. A120 is the source of this 4605-nucleotide messenger RNA. The record is from the annotation of a GenBank genome assembly. NCBI's taxonomy places the organism in Eukaryota, Dinophyceae, Syndiniales, Amoebophryaceae.
AGGUUCCUUUGCGUUGCAAAAACGCAAUUAGGUUGAAGGCAUCCUUUUUUGGUCUCGUGGUUGCAGGAAAGGUAGGUGUGGACGUUGAAAAUUGAAAACUGAUAUCCCUGCGUCGCUGUAAUUGGAAGAAAAAAGAGCAUAAGAGUGCACCAUUGGCUCCAUGGCAAAUGCUCUUAAUUAUGCCCAGUAUUUUUUUACUUCUACCGUGAUCUUUACAAAAUCACGUUACAACUUUUUCUAUUUGACAAAUCUUUGCGGGGAGCAAUGUCGUGCCCGCUUGAUAUUGUCGGCUCCGGCAUGAUCAAGUUGCUGAACAUUUUUCGUCGCUGCGGAAGCGUAGGUUUAUUUCUUGUACUUCUGCCACGGGUCGCAAACGCAAACUAAAACUUUCCAACGUGCAGAAUUGUUUAAAAAACAGAUUGGUAUGAUGUAGCGAUCUUUAUUCUUUUGAGCGAAAAUGAGGUCCUCUCAGAAGGCCUUCUUCCCCGCACCCACGGAAAUUCGUCGUGGGUCGUGCGGUGAACAACUUGGAUAGCACUAGCCUUGGCCCGAAGGCGGAAACGGAAACCGAAACAAAGACACCAAGGAGGGGACUCUUUCACCUGUAUUGUCAUCAUACAGUGUAGUAGUUCCGGCGUAGUUGUUGUCUCGCCUCUUACGUCGAGCUUUUUCUUUUCUCAGAACUGAAUUGACAAGGAACUCGCUUGGUUUGCAUGCCCUUGCUAGACUUUGUGAAUGAUCUCGCAAGAAGAAAAGGGUUGUGAUUGAAUGUGGCACCAACGAAAACUACGAAAUUGUACUUAUCAGGUAAGGCCCCUGAGCAGUAGGACCAUCCUGCCCAGAAUGGUGACCAUCGCCCAGUACACGCUGGCCGGCACCCUGGGGGUCGGCACUUUCGGGAAAGUCAAACUUGCGGAGCAUGCGUUGACCGGGGAGAAGGUUGCGGUCAAGAUUAUCAACAAAUUGAAGAUGGAAAGCAUGAACAUGCAUGAGAAAAUCCGACGAGAAAUCACAAUACUGUAUUCACAAAGUUUAUAAUUUUGGUUGCUUUUUCCUUCCUUUUUCCUUCACGCGUGGAAUCAAUUAUUUCUCGUACUCAUACAGAGCGAGUAGAAUGAGGAAACCUGCAGCUCCUGUUGCAGAGCAGCGUUACAAGUAGUUGCAAAUGAUCAUUGCACGUUCUUAUCCAGGCAACUCUUGAAGCACCCGCACGUUAUUCGGCUGUACGAAUUACUGGACACGCCCUCCGAUUUGUUUAUGGUGAUGGAGUACGCUGUGCAAAAGUAGUAUCGCAGUCGUAGCAAUCGCAAUGCUGCAGUACUAUGCUGCAGAUCUGCGUUCUUAUACCGGAAGCUGCAAGACAUAUUUCAACAUUUUUCCAUGUGCAAAAAUAAUUUGUCAUGCAACUACUGCUACCGCGAUACGUUUUCCAUUCAUACACAGUACGUCCCCGGCGGGGAGCUUUUUGACCACAUCGUGCACAAACUGCGGCUCCGAGAGUCCGAGGGGCGCCGGUUCUUCCAGCAGAUUAUCUCUGGCAUGGAAUACUGCCACCAGAACAACUAUCCUCGGAAAAAAGAUUGCUUUCGACGUGACUUUUAUUUGAUGCGGACAACUAUGCAAGGUGAUGGCUGCGUCUGUCAUAGUACGGGUAAAAUGCAUAUUUGUAGGCGCGCCUAGUCAGGCGCUUUUGCACGUGGUACUUUCGGCACAUGACAUUUUUUUGCCGUCAUGCAGUACAGAUUUUUGAUGGUGUUCCUCAUCUACAUCAAAAGUUACACUACAUCCACACUUUUUUUCCCUGCAUAACAAUGUGGUGCACCGCGACUUGAAGCCGGAAAAUUUGCUUUUGGACACCAACUAUCAAGUGCAAAUAUGUCUGGGUCUGGAAGAGUGUGGACUUGUCAUGCAGGUUUUCCAUGACUCAUGAGGUCUGGAAUGCGGGACCUAGCAUGACAGACUCUGUGAGGUCUCUGUCAUGCCUAUCCUGCGUGAGAAACUCCAUCCCAACUUGGUCGAAAGUGGGCAGCUUCUAGCACUCAUGCAACACAGAUUUGUGCAUGAUUCAGAUUUACCAUGGCAGGUUGCAAUCUUCCAGACCCAGACAUGUUUGCAAUCCAUACCAAUCUGCACGUGAAAAUCGCGGAUUUCGGCCUGUCGAACCGCAUGAAGACCGGCGAGUUCCUGAAAACUUCUUGCGGGUCACCCAACUACGCCUCCCCGGAGGUGGUGUCUGGCAAGGCGUACGCGGGUCCCGAGGUGGAUGUUUGGUCGUGCGGAGUGGUCUUGUACGCCCUGCUCUGUGGGUCGCUGCCCUUCGACGACGAGAACGUGCCGAACCUGUUCCGGAAAAUUAAGCACGGUAACUUUACCCUUCCGGGCCACCUGACCAACGAAGCCAAGGACCUCAUCGUGCAGAUGCUCGUAGUGGACCCGACGAAAAUACGGAAAGCGGAAAGCAAUCUGUUCUUUCCAUGAGAGAUGAAGGCUCUUCUCGUUUAAUUUUCGUCCGAUGUGCUGUGGUAAUGUUUUAGUAGGUCUGCUGUCGCUUUCGCACGCAAGGAAUGUAGCCUUUGUGUUAGUUAUGCGUGGAGGUCGUGAGAAAUAAUCUACUAGAUGAGCAAGGAAGAAGAUGACAACUGUGUCUUGAAGACAAUUGACUUGCAAUGGCUUAUGCUGCAUAUGCCAGACUGCUCCGAAUGAAGAUCUGAUGGGUAAUGAGGACCAUUGCUUUUCUUGGGAUACGAACGGAUCAACUUCCCGCAAAUCAGAGGGCACAAGUGGUUCAAGGUAAGAAGGUGGAACGACGACAAAGAAAUCGUAGAAGAUGCUGACUAGACGCACUCUUUUCUUUAUGCUGCAGUGAUAUUGAUGGAAUUUGGUAUUUCUGAAUCUAAGUCUUGUAGUCAAAACGCACGUGAUGAUCGAUUGUUCUACCACGAAAUUGAAAAUGUAAACGCAAUUCUAUUCUUAGGUCAACCUCCCCGACUACCUCCGCGCUGGUCCGGUGUUGCUCCGGGGCGCCUCGAACGCGGUGCUAGACGACCAGAUUAAGCGGGACAUGGAUGAGCUGGGGAUCAGCAUGGACCAGAAAAUUCUGGUGGAAGACCUGAAGUCGGAGGAAAAAGUUGUGUAUCAUUUGCUUCUGAACCGACGAAGCCGGCGCUCGAGCUUCACGGAUUUGCUGCCAAUUUCGCACCGAAACGCAAGCAAGGCGCCCGUCUUCAUGACGGAGCAGCAGUCUAGAGAUCUGGUAAGUAAGUACGCUGUUUUGAUCUUUUUCUGGCUGGACAAAAUUUUUACACUAUACCCGGUGAGAAAAUACUAGUCGCACUACCAGUAGGUGUGAUUUGUAGCAUCGAGCUCGUAUACUUGUCGCCAGGAAUACUUCUUCUACCACCCAACGUUGAUAUGGGUGUAGAUGUCGAAUACCGUAACUACCUCCAGGCGAAGGCGUACGGGUUUGAUCGGGUGCCGCCGGUGAUUCCCGCGGCAACUGGGUCGGAUUCCCGAUUUCAGCGGGGGCAAUCCGGACCGCACACGAUCAAUAUUCCGCAGAACGUCGUGUCGCAGACUUGGGGGCCGAGCCGGUGGCGGCUGGGUUUCGAAUUCACCUUGGAGUCGCUGAUGCUGCUGCGGGAAGUGUUCUCGAGCAUGUUCACGAACGAGUUUGAGUGGUGCUGCCUCGCACCGUGGCGCUUCCGCUGUCGAAAGAAAAUUCCGAUCGCGGAGAGCCGGGAACUACAAGCAGCGACGCAGCCAGGAGACGCCUCGGGAACGAACACGAACAACAGCGCCUUGAACAAAUCUGGAACGGCGUCGCAACAGCGAGGACCGAAAGUGGCGUUCGACCCGCCGGACCGAACGGGGAAUGCGAAACAGGCGUCGGCCGCGAAAGCGGGGGAGCCGCAGACGGGUGCGGCGGCAACCGCAGUGGUGAAACAACCGGACAAUGCGGGCGCGGGCGGUGCUGCGUCACCUACAGCUGCUGCGCACCACCUGAAGGCCAACCCAGCAGUGCAGGUGCAAAUUUACAAGAUCAACACCGGCAGAUACCUCCUGGACGCCGUUCUUCUGGUCGAACAGGGCUACGCGACCUUGCCAGGCACCCUGGCCGUGCUGCAGGUCAUGCAGAUUUUUCUGGCCAACACGAAUUUGCAGCAAAAUCUGAUAUCCGACCAGUCCUCCGACUCGAGCCGUCGGCGCGCCGCGGAACGCGAACGGCAGCGGGAUGGUCGGGGUGGCCAUGACCGCGACGGCCGGGGGCACCGUGAUCACCGCCAACAACAGGGACAGGGUGUCGUUUUGCCCGAAAUCCUAUCGCAAGGGAAAUAUGAAACUUCCGCUCUUCAAUCUCGAGAGAACAGUUGUUGUGUAAUCGUCGGAUUGAUAUAUUACGCGGAGCCAGGGAUUAAAUCCACAUCCACUAUCAUGAUUCGUGUUGAAGGGAGGUGCAGCUCCGAGACUUCAUUUUUCCUGAUGUUUUCGAAAGGCGAAGAUUUACGUAUGGACUCAGCCGUGAGCUGCAGAAACGUAGUUUCUCGAGACUGCUGGGGUUGGGGUAUUUCCUGAUGAUAAGUGCCUGCACGUGGGAGAGCGCCCUGA